GCAGUGAGGUGAACAAAAAAGGAUGAAGUGAACAAGAGAAAUGGUUGAUACUGGUGUUAUGACCAGGGAAGAAGGUUACAGAGAAGAAUUCAGCUAUGACAGGAUGCCAACUUUGGAACGGGGAAAACAAGAGAAUGGAAAUUAUAUACCAGAUAUCAAAUCCAGUGACCUUCAGCUGUCAAAGAGGCUGCAUCCUUGCUUUAGUUACAAAACAUGGAUAUAUUCUUUGCUGAUGGGAACUUGCCUCCUUAUUACUUCUGGAUUUUCACUAUAUCUGGGAAAUAUUUUUCCGUCUGAAAUGGAUUAUUUACGUUGUGCAGCAGGUUCAGUAAGCAUUCUUAAUUAUUUGCUAGAAACCCAUUCUGAAACUGUUUUUCAGAUACCAAAUUUUCAGAUUUUAUUUGUCUCUACAUUUGCUGUUACAACAACGUGUUUAAUUUGGUUUGGAUGCAAACUUGUCCUCAAUCCAUCAGCUAUAAAUAUAAAUUUCAACUUGAUUCUACUUAUACUGCUGGAAAUCUUCAUGGCAACUACUGUGAUCAUUUCAGCUAGGUCUACUGAAGACUGCUGUACAAGAAAGAAAAAUACUGCAUAUGACAGUGCCGUUGUUUUGAGCAAUGUCAGCUUUCCUGCUCGAAUUCUGAAGUCAUACUCAGUAAUCGAGGUGAUUAUUGGAAUUUCAUCAGUAUUUGGUGGAAUAAUUGCUUUGAAUAUGGAUGUUCUAGUCUCAGGUCCAUACCUCUCAGUAACAUUCUUUUGGAUCUUAGUUGCUUGCUUUCCAAGUGCUAUUGCAAGUCAUGUAGCUGCUGAAUAUCCAAGUAAAUGUCUGGUUGAGGUCCUGAUUGCCAUUAGCAGUGUUACCUCUCCUUUGUUGUUCACUGCUUCUGCAUAUUUGUCCUUCAGUAUCAUGCAAGUUGUUGACAUCUUUAAAAGUUAUCCACCUGCCGUUAAACAAUCUUAUGAUGUACUCCUGUUGCUUCUGAUGUUGAUGCUGCUAAUUCAGGCAUGCCUUACUAUUGGAACUGUAAUACAGUGUGUGAAUUACAAGACAAAAAUGAAACUACAAGAUUCUGCAUGGACACCAUCACAGGUUAAAAAACAGGAAUACAGAACAACAGAGGUUUCCAAUAAUACCUUAAAGGAUUUUGACAAAGAUAAAGCUUGGAAAGCAGUUGUGGUGCAGAUGGCUCAGUAGUUUGGAUUCUACAAAUGCAGCCAACACAGCACAAUCCAAUAAAAGAAAUCAACUGUUUGAAUGAAGGUUUAAAAACUUUUCCAUUUUUAAACAGCAAUAUAGUUGCAGCAAUAGAAGCCAUGGAAUAACACAGUAUAUAAUGUAUCUUUUUAAUAAUUUUAAAAUUUGUUGAUAAUAUUUUAACACAUCUGUCUUUUCUGUUGGUAUCUGUGGUCUAGUGUUUAGAAAAUACCUUUAGAAAAAGAUAAUGAGUCACAUGACUUUAUGCUGAUGGCAAAUAAAAUAUUGCAAUAUGUAGUAGGCUUCAUGUAUUUGCAAGAGAUUGUUAUAACUGCAAUUAUGCAGUCAGUGUGACUGAUAAAUGCUUUUGUAAAGUUAUGAGUACAAGUCAUAAUUGAUGUUUUUGCUUAUACUUCA
Molecule: messenger RNA, 1612 nt
Organism: Ficedula albicollis (Collared flycatcher)
Lineage: Eukaryota; Metazoa; Chordata; Aves; Passeriformes; Muscicapidae
Gene: MLC1
Product: megalencephalic leukoencephalopathy with subcortical cysts 1
Exons: 11
Coding region: 41-1195 (384 amino acids)
Biological process (GO): regulation of response to osmotic stress
Cellular component (GO): cytoplasmic vesicle; endoplasmic reticulum; plasma membrane
Source: RefSeq, a predicted model, not a curated record